AUGGAGAACGCCGCUCCAGCAGCUGCCGCGGUUUCAGUGAAGCUUCCAGAAUUCUGGAAGUCCGACCCGGUAAUGUGGUUUGCCCAAGCCGAUGCCCAGUUCACCCUCGCUGGAAUUCAGAACGACCAAACUCAAUUUUUUCACAUCCUUGCCAAAGUGGAUCAGACGGUAUUGCGUCAUAUUUUAAAUCUCGUUGCACAGCCGCCAAACGAAAACAAAUACAAAGCAAUCAAAGACCGAAUAAUUUCCAGAUUUGAGCUAUCGAUGCAGGUUAAGCUGGAAAAACUGUUAGGCUCUUGUGAUAUGGGUGAUAUGCGGCCAACCCACUUGCUUGCAAAAAUGCAGGAACUCGCUAUUGGAUUAAACGUUAACGAAGAGCUGUUGAAAUGUAUUUUUACAGCGUAUGCCUCCAAGCGUGAAAGCUGUGAAAGCUGA
Wyeomyia smithii (pitcher-plant mosquito) is the source of this 435-nucleotide messenger RNA. RefSeq lists its product as uncharacterized. Lineage: Eukaryota; Metazoa; Arthropoda; Insecta; Diptera; Culicidae. The transcript has a single exon. The coding region runs from base 1 to 435 and encodes 144 amino acids. The record is from RefSeq and is a predicted model, not a curated record.